AUGCCUUACAACGCAACCGACUCGGCGGCGGCUUCGAGCCAGUCCGUCAAUUGGCGACCUAUUUCCCGGCCGCACGAGCUCCCACACGUCCUCCAGGACUCUCGCGAAUCUCUGCCCCAGUUCGAGAAGCAGGCUCGCAGGGAGUCGAGGCUCGGCCUGCGGAGCCUCUUCAGCCGCACAAGGAGCGUGCGAUCCUCCGACUCCCUCUCAACCUCCAACCAGGCUGCCGCGCCCAGUUCUAAUCGCGACAGCAUGACUCAAGGUAUCCCCUACUACACCUUGCCCCCCGGCAAGCCCACUCCCAGGAACGACACCCACCCGCUCUCCACAACCUUGGAGGACGCCAAGAUCGAUGCUGAACCUCCCGUGUCUCUGUCGGUCGCCAAGCUGCCCAAGCGCAAGACGGGCGGCGCCGCCGACACGGCACCAAAGGGCCACCCGAUCUCAUGGGCUGCCGCACCUCUGCACAAGGCCUACCCGCAGGCCGUACGGCACUCGACAUUGCCGGCCACAACGCUCGACGCAGACUACAUUGUGCGAUGCCACGACAAGACCGCAAGCUCACCCGCCGCCGCCGACGCGAGCGCCCUGCCGCCGGGCGACGACAAGGCCUGGCCCAAGAGGAGGAACCGUGCCAGGUCGGGGCCCAGCCUGUCCAUCGAGUGGACCAACAAGACCUAUGUUCUCGUCAACGCCGGCUACCUGCUCGAGUACCCUGCCGAGGGCUUCUUUGACCGUCCGCCCGACAAGGCCCUCCGCCUCACCAAGGACUCGGCCGUGUUCGCGACCGACAUGAUCCCGGGCCGCCAUUGGGUCCUCCAGGUCGCCUCGGCCGUGUCCCCCGACGGAUCCACCAAUGCAGGCGACAGCAAGUCGUUCCUCUCCAGGAUUCCCUUCCUAUCGAUGGCCGAGAAGGAUAGGCGGAGCGCCGCCGCCGCCAACGGCGGCGACAAGCAGAAGCCGCCCUCGUUCAACCUAGCCUCCAACAUUCUGCUCGUCCUGGAAAGCGCCGACGACAUGGACGAGUGGCUGGCCACCCUGCGUCGCGUCAUCGAGGCGCUGGGCGGCAAGAGGGUCGUGUCCGAGACGGGGAACCCUCGGACCGAAGUCGAAGACGACGACGACGGCGGCAAUAGCAACAGCAACAGCAACGGUGACAGCAACGAUCUACCGCUGCGCGCACAACCCAGCCAGAGGACGCUCGUCCUCGACGGCACGAGCAGCUACCUAGCCGACCACGAGCCCGCACAGCCGGCCUGGGAGCGCGAGCUCAUCCGCCGUGGCAGCGACGCGUCGGUUCCCAUGUCAGAGAUGCUGCGUGAUGAAUCCAUGGACGACGCCUCGGCCACCAACAGCAUCCUCUCCCACGACGGGCAGCGCCUCGAGAGCCUGCGCAGCAGCGCCAACCGCUUCUCGUGCGUCUCGUCCGGACAGCGCACCUUCAUCACCUCGGCCGGCUCGUCACCCGCCGGCUCCCCGACGCGCGACUGCUUCCUGUCCUCGCCCGAGGUGGAGACGGCGCCGCAGCUCCGUCCGGAACCCGAGCUGCGGCUGCGACCCAAUGCGGCUGCCAUCGCCGACCGACGCAAGUCGCAGCAGAUGCUGGGCCCCUUCGUCGAGCUGCAGCCGGCGCCCGGCGCCCGGCGCCCGCCGUCGCUCUCGCCCGUGGGAGCCGGUCCGGUGGACCUGAGCAUGUCCGAGGCUCUGUCCUCGUUCAGCCGCCGCUUUCCGACCCGUCUGCCCGGUCCAGGCGACACGUCGUACGCCUCCAUCCUGGCCCCCCCACCCGACAUCGAGACGCUGGCGGCCCGCCGACCGCCCAGGGCCCUGCACAUUGCGCGGCCGCUCUCCAUGGUGGAGGACCAGCCCUCCCCCAAGGAGGACGUGCCUGAGCGCCCGGCCACGCGCCACAGCGAGAUGCCCAGCCCCACGUCGCCCGAGUCGGUGCCCCUGCCCCCCUCCCGUCCGGAGUCGUGCGAUUACCGUGACGGUGACGGAGAGCCCGCCCUCGGCCUCGGUCACUCGCCCCUCGGCAGCAGCGGCAGCGACAGCAGCGACAGCAGCGGCAAUGCCGCCCGUGGGCACGCCGUCGGUCACACCGUCGAGCGCGAGGAGGAACAGCACGACCAGCCCGCGCAGGCUGUCGAGCAUGGGCACGCUCCGGAUGCAGAGCGACGGCUCCUGGAUGACGGUGCCCAGCCCGGAGUCGUUCAAGCUGCCGCGGCAGGGGCCGCGUGUCCACGAUGCAGAGAGGUGUCACUCCGCCAUGGACAUGUACGCGCGCAUGGACCAGUCCCCCGCGCACCCGUCCUCGUCCCCGUCGUCGUCCUCAUCGCGGGGGGUGCGGAGGAGGGUCAGCAUGAUGCCCAAGGCGUCUGCUUCGGCUCCGGCCCCCGUGGUGGCCACCCACAGGCUGCCCCCGCCCAGGCCCAUGCCGUCCCUGCCGCUGGUGCCGUCGUCGUCGGCGUCGUCGGCGUCGUCGGCGUCGUCGUCCAGCUCGAGGAGCUCCAGGUUCCGGCCGGGGAGCAGCACCAGCUCCAUGCUCCGGAAGAGCAUGCCCCAUCUGCUGACCGAGGGGCCGCCGCCCGGGCCGGCACCGACCUAUGCCCUGCCUCCCGUCCCGCCGCCCGGGCCGCCGCCGACGUCUGCACUGCCUCCCGUGCCCACGUCGGUGUCUACGUCUUCGCUUCCCCUAUUCCCGCCUCCGACGCGGGCCCUGCCUCCGUUGCCACCGUCCACGUCUGCUCUGCCUCGCAUCCCGACCAGGAUGACGUCUAA
Geosmithia morbida is the source of this 2778-nucleotide messenger RNA. RefSeq names its product peptidase family M20 M25 M40 protein. The record is from RefSeq and is a predicted model, not a curated record. Bases 1 to 2778 code for a protein of 925 amino acids. Lineage: Eukaryota; Fungi; Ascomycota; Sordariomycetes; Hypocreales; Bionectriaceae. The transcript is spliced from 3 exons.